Molecule: messenger RNA, 2319 nt
Organism: Saccostrea cuccullata (small rock oyster)
Lineage: Eukaryota; Metazoa; Mollusca; Bivalvia; Ostreida; Ostreidae
Product: homeobox protein SIX4-like
Exons: 2
Coding region: 166-1230 (354 amino acids)
Biological process (GO): regulation of transcription by RNA polymerase II
Cellular component (GO): transcription regulator complex; nucleus
Molecular function (GO): RNA polymerase II cis-regulatory region sequence-specific DNA binding; DNA-binding transcription factor activity, RNA polymerase II-specific
Source: RefSeq, a predicted model, not a curated record
UCUUCACACUUGGCCAAUAGAAAUACACAGCUCUGAAAUACAGCAAUUAAAACUUGGUACAAAGAUAGUACAUAUCAAUGCUUGUUAGAUUAAGUUUUUUUUAUUAAAUGUGAAUAACAUUUUUUUCCGAAAGUAGAAUAGUUGAGUCUAAAAAGGAGGACCAGUAUGGAUUCUUCAAGCAAUGGAGAUUCUGGUAUUUUACCAGUGGAUCCUGUGUCAAAUUGUUCCCCGGGGGACCUACCUAACACCCCUUCUGAAGAUGUUCUGAACAUGGAUACUCUCUCAAAUGAACACAAGAACAAUCGGUUGUUGGAUGCAGACGAUCAGACUCCGGAAUCUGAAUCUCCCUGUUCAAAUUCAACAAAUUCAGAGUUGUUGUCUGGUAAAAAUUUAACUUUCUCGCCGGAACAUGUAGCGUGUGUUUGUGAAGCCCUGCAGCAGAAGGGAGACAUUGAGAGACUGGGGCGAUUUUUGUGGUCCCUUCCUCCCAGUGAAUUGCUGAGGGGGAGUGAAGCUGUGCUCAAAGCAAGAGCCACUGUGGCCUUUCACCGCGGGGGCUACAGGGAACUAUACGCCAUCCUGGAAAGUCACAAAUUCGAUGAGACCAAUCAUGCUUUUCUUCAGCAACUGUGGUACAAAGCACAUUAUAUGGAGGCCCAGAAAAUUCGAGGAAGGCCUUUAGGGGCAGUGGAUAAGUAUCGUUUACGUAGGAAGUACCCUUUACCUAAAACAAUCUGGGAUGGAGAAGAAACUAUAUACUGUUUUAAAGAGAAAUCACGACAGUCUUUGAAAGAGUGCUAUAAAAGCAACAGGUACCCCACUCCUGAUGAAAAGCGGAAUUUAGCCAAGAAAACGGGAUUGACUUUAACACAAGUCAGUAACUGGUUCAAAAACCGCAGGCAAAGAGACCGGACCCCUCAUCAGAACCCAGGGAAAGAAAUGUUGGAAGAAAGUAUGAUGCAUUCGUUUGGACACCACCAAACACACCACCAUCAACAACUUCACCACCAACAUCCACAACAAAUGUGUAACAACGGACAAAUGAUGAUACCACAUGAUUACGGAAGUGAUCUCAUGUCCGCCAAAAUGUUAGACGCGCGCCUCCAAGAUGACGUCAGAGUGCAUCCAAGAGUUUACGUCAAAAACGAACCCUUGGCCCCCUCAUACCUUCGUCCCCCACCCUUCGACCAUUCUCACCACAGGUUUCCACAUACCAUUCCUCCCGUCUGAGAGCGACCCACGCGCCAUCUGGCGUUCUUCUGAGUCUCCUGAAUGUUUAACUUGUAGAUUUUGCCUCGUCACUUGUUACUUGAUACUCGGGAUCUACUGAUAACUCUUGCCUUUUUAACUUCACUGUGAAGAAAAUUACAAUUCAGUGAUGGUCGGACUAUGUGACUGCAUUCCAAAUUAUUGAGGGCAUAUUUUUACCACCAUUAGUCUGCAUUUUUGACAUUUAGUGCUAUUUUUGUGCUCGCGAUUUCAUUUUGUUUGCACUCAUUUUGACAUUGUAUAUUUUGUUGUUAUACGCUAAUUUUUUUUUAGAAGUAGGUCGAUGAUUUUUUAAAGCUAAAUGAUUAUUAUAUUAGUAUGCUUAUACAUUAUAAGCAGUUAAAAAGGAUGUGAGGAAAAAUGAAGAAAGUAGGACGGUUACACUUUCAUAGACAAAUGUCUCUCGCCUAGUGAAAGAUAAGUCUGGAUUUUUUUUCAAACUGAAACACGAAGAUAUAUUGAAGCUACAAUGUAUUUAAUAUGUCAACAUAAGAUGUAUAUCGAAGAAAAACAUACACUUUUUUCCCUAUUUUUAGUUGAUUCAAUCACGAAAUAAGGCAGCAUUUAUUCCACAACAUACACAAAAAAUAACCAAAAACGCCUGAUAAACACAACAUACAUGUAUUUUCAACAUUUGGUGUAGUUUCAUUUUCUUAGAAUUAUUUUUCUCCAAUGAAAUUUGAAAAAAAAGCAUUCCAAUCAAGGAAAUUGGAAUAUAAUAACCUGAGCAGUAUUCUUUCUUUAUUUAAAUUAAAAGGUAUUUUCUAAAAGUGAAAUUCCAUGAAUCAUAUACAAUUCUACAGAAAAUUUAGGUUUUCUUUUUCGAAAUACUACUGAGUUAUGCAUCCUAAAUAUAUCAUUAAAACGUUAUUUUUUUUUUACAGAAACUACAAAUGUAUUAAAAACAUGUAAUAUUUAGUAGAUUUCACGAAAAGAGGAAACUUAAUAUAUUCAUUAAAAAGGAAAUAUGCUCAGCAGCGUUCAAAAAUAAUGAAAUAUACACAAAUUUUGAUUUCCAAUUAAAUUGAUCAACUUUCUGGGGGUUUUUUU